GUUGGGAUGAUUGGAGCGAUUUCACCGUUUGCAGUGUGGCUUGUGGCAAGGGCGUGCAGCAGCGCUUCCGACGUUGCCUUCUCGAUAAUCCCAUGGUCGAUAUGAAAAUGAAUUUCAAUGAAAUCGAGGAAGAAGAAAUUGAAGCUGAGGAAGAAGAGUUGGAGGUGGAAGAGCAAGUGGAACAGUACGAUGACGAUAAUGAACUGAUGGACGAUGAGGUUACGGGAGAUGCCGAGGAGGAAAAACAAUACGACGAUAUUGACAGAAUGAUAUUUGAGGAUGAUGAUGACGAUGAAAUCAUUGAACAGCUCAAAGCUAUUGACAACUAUGACAGUGCCGAUGAUGAUGACGAUGGCGAACGUUCGAUGCUGAAUGCUGUUGCUAGCGGCGGUGGUGGUCAAGCUGUUGCCUUUGGAUUUAUAAAUGAACGUUAUGAAAAACCGGAUGUUAGAAAUAAAAAGCAUCGUAGAAGAGCUCAACUAUCACAGGAUGUUGCCAGGCAACGGAAUAGAGCAGAGACCGCCGAUGAGGCGUUGGAUGGCGUUGAAGUGAUGACCCAAACGGAUGUAUACGAAGUGGACAACAAUAUGUUGCACUUUGUGACAGCACCAUCAGCGUCACUAGGUGAAAAAACACAAUCACGAAGGGCAAAAAAUAAACUUAAAACAAGAACAGCAACGACAACAACUGAACAACCCGAAAUUAUGCGCAUAUUUGAGGGUGAUUUCAACGAUGUCUACAGCGAACGAAUUUACAAUGAAAGUCCAUUUAAUGGUCCCCAGUUGUCGGAGGAUAAACGAGACUUGAAAAUGUACAAAAAAGGACAGCGUUCGAAGCAUAAACGUCAUAAAUCAGCAAAAAUUGUGAGCACAAUGUUCUGCGAAGGCUACAAUAUCGAACAGAGAACGUGCAAUAAUUUUGAAUGUAGUGAUGAUAUCAAUGAUUUAUUGAAGUUUUAUCGAAAAUAUCCCAGCAACGAGAAAACAACAGCUGUAUCUUCUUCUUCAUCAUCAUCAUCAUCGUCGGGAGCGGCAUGGACGGUCACUUCUUCAGUCACUACCGCAACAGCAACUAAUUUUAAUGUCGGAUCUGUUCCAUCCACACAGGCAAAUGAUUUGAGUGCCUGGAAUGGUUUUACAGAAAAUACAAACACCAUAACACCAAUACCGAAAAAUACUGGCUUUGUUAAAACAUGGCACAACUUUUUAAAUUUUACCAUUAUGCUGACACUGCGAGCGAAGAAUGACAGUUAUAACUCGGCGACAAUAUUCUCAAUUCGCAAUGGUACACACAAUCUGUACUUGGAAACAUAUCGAGAUGGUUUACACCUGUAUUUGGAAAGAGAUAAAACCACCGAAAUGCUGCCCAUUCAAUUUAAUUUAUACGACUAUCGGUGGCAUCAAGUGGCCAUAAGCAUAAAAAAUGGUGAUUUCAUAACGAUUUACAUCGAUUGUUCCUGGUCGAACAGUUUUGGUGAACUACAACAACUAUUGAUAUUACCACGACUGCAAGGACGUCGGCAAUGUUCAGACAAACGAAUAUCCAUAAAUGAAGUGAAACGUUAUAUAAUCGAUACAUUUAUCGGUGAUUAUGGGAAUUAA
Messenger RNA from Musca vetustissima, 1601 nucleotides. RefSeq lists its product as uncharacterized. The annotation marks the transcript as partial. The record is from RefSeq and is a predicted model, not a curated record. Lineage: Eukaryota; Metazoa; Arthropoda; Insecta; Diptera; Muscidae. The transcript has 6 exons.